Messenger RNA from Amaranthus tricolor (Joseph's coat), 912 nucleotides. RefSeq lists its product as uncharacterized. The record is from RefSeq and is a predicted model, not a curated record. NCBI's taxonomy places the organism in Eukaryota, Viridiplantae, Streptophyta, Magnoliopsida, Caryophyllales, Amaranthaceae. The coding region runs from base 1 to 912 and encodes 303 amino acids. The transcript has 2 exons.
AUGGCUAGAUUAUUUUUGAUUAAUGGCAAAGAGGAAGUUGUCUUACCCCCUACCCCAGAAGAUGAGUAUGAGGGAACCUUCAGAGUGAAUGAUCUAGGGAUAAUGGAGAAGGAUGAGGACACUGAAAGUGAUGAGGAUAUAGAGAUAGUUCCUUCAAAGGAAGAGCACUAUGGAAUGCUGAUUAGAAGGAAUUUUCAUGCCACACCUAGGGUAGCCAAAUCUGAUCAAAGGGAGAUCAGACUAAGUGUAGGAUUGGAGAUAAGAUUUGUGCAAUGGUUGAAUGAUCAGAUAGGGAACUUAGUGAGGAAGCAGUACUUAGUUAGCUUUAGUAUAGGAUUAUACCAAGAUCAGGUGUUGUGUGAUGUGCUAGAUUUGGAUGCUUGUCAUGUGCUGCUUGGAAGACCAUGGCAACAUGACAGAAGGACUCAGCACGAUGGGUUUACUAAUGUGUAUACUGUGCUACAUGAGGGAAAGAAGAAGAAUCUGUUACUUUUGCCCCCACACAAGACCAUACCCACUUCUAAACCUAAGCAGCCAAGGCAUUUGAUCAGUAGGAAAGGCUGUAAGAAGUUGGUUAGAAGUGGAGACUAUGUCUUCAUUUUGUUUGUCAAAGAAGUAAGUAAAGAAGAGAACCCUAUGCACCCUAGUAUAGUUAAGCAAUUAACUGAGUUUCAGGAUGUGUUUCUUAAGGAAUUACCCAUAGGACUAUCACCUAUUAGGGGCAUUGAGCACCAAAUAGACCUAAUUCCUGGUGCAUCAUUACCUAACAAGCCUACCUACAGGACCAACCCUGAGCAGUCCAAAGAGAUGCAGAGACAAGUGACUGAGUUGAUGAACAGAGGGUUUGUUAGGGAGAGCCUAAGCCCCUGUGUUGUUCCUACACUAUUGGUGUCUAAGAAGGAUGACACAUGA